UAUACGAUGACGGACGAGAACACAACUGUUCCAGUGCCCGCUUGGCUAAAGGCAGAUCUCUUCGAGAAAUUGCUGGCAGAGCGAUUCGGGGACAAGUAUGUGGGAAUCAAGAGUUUCGAGCCGGUGGCCGGUCUCAAGCCGGGGGAAAAUUACUCCUCCAUUAUGCUGCGCCUACACUUCGAAGUCGAACUCAAGGAUCACCUCAUCGAAAAGGUUAGCUACAUGCUGAAGACGCCACACGACUUCGAGAUGUACCGCGAGAUCCUGAAGAAGAACAACAUGUUCGUAGUGGAGCGGGAUGUGUUCCUGCAGGUGAUUCCCGAGCUGGAGAAGAUGUACGAGGACGCGGGUCUGAAGGUUCAGUUCGGAGCCAAGGCCUACGAAAUUCAGGCUCCCGACGAGUACGUGCUGCUGCAGGAUCUCAAGCCUUUUGGCUUUAAGAAUGUGGAUCGUCUGGAGGGCCUUAACAUGGUCCAUACCAAAAGCGUGCUUAAAAAGUUGGCCCAAUGGCACGCGGCCUCUGCCAAUAGGCUCCAUCUGAAGGGUCCAUAUACACAGAACUAUCUGCAGCCAACCUACGCCGACUCCAUGAAAGUGAAUAUCGAACAGGUGGCCGAGACUCUUGGAAAGUACUUCCUGAAAUGCCUGCCUCUCUACGAGGGCUACGAGGAGUAUAGCGAGGCGGUGCACAAGAUCCAACCCAAGAUAGUGGAUCUGAUGUAUGCAAUGAACACACCAGAUCCGGAGGACUUUAAUGCCUUAAAUCACGGAGAUUGCUGGACGAACAACAUCAUGUUCCGGUAUGAGGGCGAGAACCCUGAGCCAGCCGAGACCUUCUUCGUGGAUCUGCAGCUGCCCAAGGUCACCAGUGUGGCCCAUGAUCUAAUUUACUUCCUACUGGGAUCCACGCAAUUUGACAUAAAGUUGUGCAAGUUCGAUUACCUCAUCAAGUACUAUCACGAUCAGCUGAUAGAGCACUUGGCGCUGCUCAAGUAUCCACAGGCGAAGACCCCCUCGCUGCGGUUCCUGCACACUCAGCUGUUGAAAUACGGACGAGUUGGCUACCACACUGUUCUGAUGCUCUGCCCACCGGUUUUACUCGAUCGCACCGAUGAGGCCAAUCUGACCGACUUUGUAACCGAAUCGGAUAAUGGCGACGGUCUGAAGAUGGCGAUGUACUCGAAUGCUCGUUACAAGAAGCACGUUAGCGCCAUCCUCACUUGGCUGAAUAAUCGCGGAGCAUUCCAGUUUUAAUUUGUAUGCUAAAAUCACUUCAAAGUUGGAGAAAAAUAGGAAGUAUUGAGUAUGAAUACUUAAAAAUUGAUCUUAAUCGCUGUUUUAAUAGUUCAACUGAACAGUAUUUAUUUAAUAAAGUUUCUCAUGACAGACAGUGAAAA
Molecule: messenger RNA, 1397 nt
Organism: Drosophila kikkawai
Lineage: Eukaryota; Metazoa; Arthropoda; Insecta; Diptera; Drosophilidae
Source: RefSeq, a predicted model, not a curated record